Molecule: messenger RNA, 783 nt
Organism: Sparassis crispa
Lineage: Eukaryota; Fungi; Basidiomycota; Agaricomycetes; Polyporales; Sparassidaceae
Product: Proteasome subunit alpha type-3
Exons: 8
Coding region: 1-783 (260 amino acids)
Biological process (GO): ubiquitin-dependent protein catabolic process
Cellular component (GO): nucleus; proteasome core complex; cytosol
Source: RefSeq, a predicted model, not a curated record
AUGGCCAGACGUUAUGAUAGCCGCACGACAAUCUUCUCGCCAGAAGGUCGUCUUUACCAGAUCGAAUAUGCUAUGGAGGCGAUCUCACACGCCGGCACAGUACUCGCAGUACUAGCGAAGGACGGUGUCGUGCUUGCCGCGGAGAAGAAGGUGACAGGAAAGCUGCUUGAUCUCUCCCUCGCAAAGGAUGGCGGUUAUGGCGGGAGCGGCGAGAAGAUCUUCUUACUCAAUGCAAAUGUUGUCGCCGGCGUGGCGGGUAUCACUGCGGACGCGAACUCACUAGUAAACUUUGCGCGGCAAGCGGCACAAAAGCAUCUGUUCUUGUAUAAUGAAGAUAUUCCUGUCGAACUCCUCGCGCAAAGGCUCUGCGAUCUAAAGCAGGGCUACACACAAUAUGGCGGUCUGCGUCCAUUUGGUGUAUCACUACUGUAUGCGGGAUAUGACCCACACUAUCAGUUCCAGUUGUACCACUCUGAUCCAUCUGGGAACUAUUCUGGUUGGAAAGCGACAUGCAUCGGCGCAAACAACGGGACAGCGCAAAGCUUGCUCAAGCAGGAGUACAAGGACGACAUGUCAGUGGAGGAUGCAGUUGGCCUUGUUCUGCGGACGAUGAGCAAGACGAUGGACAGCACGACUCUGGGCAGCGAGAAGCUGGAGUUUGCGACUUUGACCCUGGACGCGUCCAAGCAGCCGAAGGCAAAGAUCUACAAACCCGCAGAAAUUGAUGCGCUUCUGCAGAAGCACGACCUGGCCAAGAAGGAUGAGGAUACAGAGAUGGCAUGA